AUGAAGGUGACUGUUGUGACUGGGAAGCAGUCGGAGGUGGUGGAGCUCCCCCCUAAUGCAACACUGGCAGACCUCAAGAAGGUCUACCAGCCAAAGUUGGAUGUUAACCGCAAGUCCUUCAAGGUGGCGGGCAGCGGCGGCGGCGGUGCGGAGAAUGGGAAGCCGCAACUCGUUGUGCUGGUGGAUAAACGACCGCUGAAGGAGCAGGGCGUGAACGAAGGGGGAGAAGUCAUCUACAAGGACUUGGGGCCACAGGUGGGUUACCGCACUGUCUUCAUCGUGGAGUACGCGGGGCCGCUCGCCAUUUUGCUGGGCUACGCCCUGCGCCCGUCCUUUAUCUACGGCACCAACAUCACGAAGGGGUUUGGUUAUACACAAAAGGUAUUCAUCACUCUCUUUGCCGCCCACUUUGUCAAGCGUGAACUGGAGAGCGUUUUUGUGCACAAAUUCUCGCACGCAACGAUGCCACGCCGCAACAUUGUCCGGAACUGCGUGUAUUACUGGACCUUUGCCUUGUUUAUUGGCUACGUGCUGUGUCACCCGCAGUACACGGAGCCGUCAAAUCGCUGCCUGGUGAACGCCUCAGCGGCUGCCAUGAUUGUCUUUGAGCUGCUGAACUUUACCGUGCACAAGCAGCUGAGUGAGAUGCGCCGGUGUGACGGGGACACGACCCGCACCGUGCCAAAAGGUGUUUUAUUCUCCCUGGUCUCCUGCCCGAACUAUACGUUUGAAGUGCUUUCGUGGGUGUCGUUCUCCCUAGGCACGAGCCUGGUGUCCUCGUGGCUCUUCACCCUCGCCGGCUUUGUGCAGAUGGCGGAGUGGGCGGCGAAGAAGCACAAGAAUUACGUCAAGUCCGACCCGGGGGCGGCGAAGCGGAGGCGCAUGUUGCCGUUCCUUUUCUAA
Trypanosoma rangeli is the source of this 903-nucleotide messenger RNA. Its product is annotated as 3-oxo-5-alpha-steroid 4-dehydrogenase. The transcript has a single exon. The record is from RefSeq and is a predicted model, not a curated record. Gene Ontology annotation, biological process: very long-chain fatty acid biosynthetic process. NCBI's taxonomy places the organism in Eukaryota, Euglenozoa, Kinetoplastea, Trypanosomatida, Trypanosomatidae. Gene Ontology annotation, molecular function: oxidoreductase activity, acting on the CH-CH group of donors. Bases 1 to 903 code for a protein of 300 amino acids.